UUUUGACUAUUCUCACAGUUGAAGUCAUAUGUUGAAAAAAUGUUAAUUGUACUAAAAGAUCAUAAUAAUUAUCGUGACACGAUUUUUAAAUUCAUUAAACUAACUUUAAUUUGAAAUUUAAUAUUCAUAUGUCUGCUUGAGCUGUUGAAAGUGUCAUUAUUUUCUUAUUUUUAAAGGAUUUAUUCUAGUUUUGAACCAGAUGUUCUAGUCGCUUAUUAUUCCUGUAUUUUGCUUCUCCUUUCCAUUGUAAUGAAUUUACAAAUCAGUUCAAUAUUCUCAUCUAGCUACUUAAUCUGGUCACACCUCAUAUCUGUUCAAUGAAGUUAAUCCUGGUACCCAUAAAACCCGUGAAUUUUGUGUGAUGCCAUACAGUUUCUUUUGCUGUAAUUUAUUUCUACAUCUUUCUUGGUUCACAACAAAAAUUUUGGCUAAACUGAAGUUUUAAAAUUUCAUUCAUGUCGAUUGGAGCUCGAUUUCUAUCGCGUUUGCUUUUAUUUUGCAAGAGGAAGUUUAUCUCAGCAUGGAGUGCACCAAUCGCAAGACUUCAUCGAGCUUGGUAUUUAACCAAACUGGCCAUUCAAACCCUUUGUUACAACCAGCAUUUAGAUUUGAAUUACGCUUUGGACACCCUUUUAGAGCCGAUUUUUUGGUUUGUUGAUCAUUUUACCGCAGCGUUAGGACCCGUUUUCGUUUUUAUGGUCAUAAAUUUCCUUUCAGCUUAUGUUGUGAUUGCAUAUGCCAUUGGCUUGCCUUUUUGGUGGAAUCGAAGUGUACCUGUAACCUGUAUUGCUCUUAUCCUAGGAAAUUAUUUAUUAAUCAAUGUUGUUUUCCACUAUUAUAUGGCUUUAGUUACACCGCCUGGUCAACCUCCACCUGAUCGUCUUCUUUUCGAGGUCAUCUCAAUCUGUAAAAAAUGUAUGACACCAAAGCCUCCACGAACUCAUCACUGUUCGGUCUGUGAUAAAUGUAUUUUGAAAAUGGACCAUCACUGUCCAUGGCUCAACAACUGCAUUGGUCACUUUAAUCAUCGAUUCUUUUUUUCAUUCUGUCUUUUCACUUGGAUUGGAACCAUUUUUGUCAUGAUUUUCGGUGCAGUCAUUGCCUACGAACAUUUCUUCUUAUCUAAUGAUGAUCUCAACACAACUGUUCUAAAGAACAAUUCCACAUCUGUCACAACAAACAAUUCUUUGUAUACAAAAUUAGAGGAACAAAUAUCUUUGCUUCGAAAUGGUGCCAUCAUUUUUGAAUUAUUAUUGACUGUUGGAGUCUUCCUUGCUAUCGGUGCUCUUGGUGGCUGGCAUGCUAAAUUAAUAACCAGAGGAGAAACCUGCGUGGAGACAUAUAUCAACAAAAAAGAGAAAGAAAAAGCUGCCAAACUGAAUAAAAAAUUCAUCAAUCCGUUUGAUAAAGGUCCAAGAGAAAACUGGAGGAUAUUUCUUGGAUUGAAUCGUCCUGAAAUAAGCUUAAAGCAUAUUUUAUUUCCAUCGACUCAUUUACCUAUGGAUGAUGGACUCCGGUCAAGCUGACUAAAUCUAGUGCCAAUCUGAUGCUUGAUGCCCAAGAACGAUUUGAGAUCAGCUAGAGAAUGGUUGAUUUAUACCAGCCAUAUACACAAUCAAAAUAUGAUACCAAAGUACAUAACACAAAGCUUGUAAUAUUCCAAGUUUCUCUACAUUCAGAGAAAAUUAAGAUUUUACUAUCAAAAGAUUAAUUCAGACAAUUUAAGGUACAAAACUGUUCUAACUUUAAUUGAAUGGUAAACAUUUUCACAAUAAAUUUCUGAUUUAAUAUGAAAACAACAA
Molecule: messenger RNA, 1802 nt
Organism: Tetranychus urticae (two-spotted spider mite)
Lineage: Eukaryota; Metazoa; Arthropoda; Arachnida; Trombidiformes; Tetranychidae
Product: palmitoyltransferase ZDHHC16B
Molecular function (GO): palmitoyltransferase activity
Source: RefSeq, a predicted model, not a curated record